AUGGGGACAGCAUUCGAAGAAGCCAUCAACAAGGCGGUGGAUGAGAAGGUCAUUGCAGGGGCCGCUGUGGUGGCAGUUGAUAAGUCUGGCAUACUAGGAACUACGAAAUAUGCAAAGGCCUUUGGGACAACGUCCCUUGGGAAAGGAGGGAAGCCGUUUCAAAUCGAUUCGACAAUGUGGUUGGCUUCUUGUACCAAGAUCAGCACUGCUGUGUCGUGUAUGCAAUGCGUGGAACGAGGACUGUUGUCUCUCGAUGACCCGAUCGGCAAGAUUCUACCUGAAUGGACGACGCCGGAGAUUCUCACUGGGUUUGAUGAGAACGAGAAGCCGAUUCUGAAGAAAGCCACCAAGACCCUCACGCUGCGUCACCUCUUGACUCAUUCUAGCGGAAUGGGGUACCCAGCAUUCAACCCUCUGCUGCAGAGAUAUUUGAAAGCCAUGGGUAAGCCCGUGGGGUUUCCGCAGGGAGCGAUUAAGGACGAUUUAAUGCUACCGUUGCUCUUUGAGCCUGGUGAAGGCUGGGAGUAUGGCGGUUCGAUCGAUUGGGCAGGCCAGAUGGUGGAACGGGUCAACGGUGGCAUUAGAUUGGGUCAGUAUAUGAAGAAGCACAUCUUUGAGCCUUUGGGGAUGAAAUACACGACGUUCCGGCCCAGUGAGCACCCCGGCGUUCAGGAAAGGUUCAUCGGUCGUCCGUUUCGCACACCAGACGGCAAAGUCAUCCCCGAUGCACCAGAUGUGGGCAUGUAUCCUGUGCGAGAGGCGGAUGAUGACUAUGGCGGUGCGGGAUUGUACAGUUGCGCGGAGGAUUACAUCAAAAUUGUGGCCUCGCUGCUGGUGGACGACGGGAAAUUGUUGAAGUCUGAAUCCAUCGAUGAACUCUUCCGCCCCCAGCUGCCGGAUACCAACUAUAUCCAGGCGGUCAUGGAUGUGCCUGAGGCGGCACAGUUUCUGGCUCCUAGUUUCGGAACUGGCGUCAAGUGGAAUUACGCCCUAGGCGGUGCUGUAGCGGUGGAUGGCGUUGAAGAAAGAGCAGAUAAGGGUAUGAUGUACUGGGCUGGACUUCCGAAUUCAUACUGGUGGAUUGAUCGCCGGAGAGGUAUCUGCGGCGUAUAUGCAACACAGUUUUUCCCUCCUGGAGACCAUCCAACGCAGAAGCUAUUUACACAGUUUCAGAAGGAUGUCUAUGCGAUGGCUGGAUAG
Molecule: messenger RNA, 1200 nt
Organism: Rhinocladiella mackenziei CBS 650.93
Lineage: Eukaryota; Fungi; Ascomycota; Eurotiomycetes; Chaetothyriales; Herpotrichiellaceae
Exons: 4
Coding region: 1-1200 (399 amino acids)
Source: RefSeq, a predicted model, not a curated record